Asparagus officinalis (garden asparagus) is the source of this 450-nucleotide messenger RNA. RefSeq names its product mitochondrial import inner membrane translocase subunit Tim9-like. NCBI's taxonomy places the organism in Eukaryota, Viridiplantae, Streptophyta, Magnoliopsida, Asparagales, Asparagaceae. The record is from RefSeq and is a predicted model, not a curated record. Bases 126 to 407 code for a protein of 93 amino acids. The transcript is spliced from 2 exons.
GCUCCCUGCUCAAAAUCCGAGGAGAGUAGGGUUUCAGAUCUCUCGCCCUUCUCCUCUAUUCUCUCUUAAUUAAACCCUACGGGCAUCGAAAAAGGAGCGAUCUUUUUUCUGGAAGAAAGAGAGAAAUGGACAAGGGCUUGCUCGGAGACCUGGACAAUCUCCCAGAGGAGGACAAGGCUCGCAUGUCCACCAUGAUCGAGCAACUCCAGAUCCGCGACAGCUUGAGAAUGUACAAUACACUGGUAGAGAGAUGCUUCACCGAUUGCAUAGAUUCGUUUAAGCGCAAGUCACUUGACAAACAAGAAGAAACAUGCGUUCGCCGAUGUGCUGAGAAGUUCUUGAAGCACUCAAUGAGGGUUGGGAUGAGAUUCGCCGAACUUAACCAGGGGGCCGCUACUUCUGACUAAUUUUCUAGGCAAUCCAAUGGUUCCUGUUGCUUGUUGCUUCGGA